This is a messenger RNA of Penicillium cinerascens, 3015 nucleotides long. RefSeq names its product phosphatidate phosphatase App1 family protein. Gene Ontology annotation, cellular component: actin cortical patch. Bases 1 to 3015 code for a protein of 1004 amino acids. The transcript has 2 exons. Lineage: Eukaryota; Fungi; Ascomycota; Eurotiomycetes; Eurotiales; Aspergillaceae. The record is from RefSeq and is a predicted model, not a curated record. Gene Ontology annotation, molecular function: phosphatidate phosphatase activity.
AUGGCUGAUCCGCGCCCCGCAGCAACAGUAGAACGUCCAGCCCUUCCAACUUGCUCCUCUCUGCAUAUUCUUAGCGUUUUUGCACGCCUCAUGUGUCUUAAUAUCGACUCAUCGUGUCAGUCUAAACCUCCAGUCUAUUCUUGCUUGAACCUCCGACGGGUCCAGUCGUUCCCACAGAAUCACCACCAACCGGCUUCGCUGGGACUACCCGAGACCCUGGCGCCCAAACCUCGAUCCCGCUGGUCAAUCGCUCGCUUCAAACCCUUCGUGUUCAGACGUCCACCCCCUGUCGCUCACCCCUCGAACCCCUCUCUGGCCCGUCGCGAGCCCAGACCUGGCAGACUCUCCAGCCUCCUCCGCAUCCUCGUCGGACCUUUUGCAACACGUAGAGCUCAGAACCGUCUCUGGAACUUCCGCCACGAGACCCUCCCCUCGUUCCGCCACCGUGCACAGUCGCGACUCUACCAAGCCAUCGUCAAGCGGCAGGAGCGGCUUGCGGCCCGUCAUCGCAGACUCGGCGGCGGUUUCGUUGCCUAUCUCCUUGGGCCGCGGCGACGGUUGCGGGGCGGGAGAGUCGCUGCAGGUGCCUGGGGACAACGUAUCCGAGCUAUUCGCGGGCCUGUCGACGGGUCGAAAGAUGCUGUGAGAGCCCCGAUGGCUCAGUCUGGACUUUCGUCAACACGGGGUGCGGGGAGUGGUGACGGCGCUGGUGGUCGUCGGCGCAAGGUCUACGAGUAUUUCAAGGCGGCGAAUGAGUUGCGCCAGGCGUAUCAGUCACAAUGGAGCUCGCAGAGGAAUGAAUACAGCGGUGAGAAUUACUACAAUACCCCCGGCGCCUUUCCAGACGUGGAGAUUGCACGCUCUGGCGACGAGGAGAUGGUGCUUUUCCCUAGUUAUGCGAGACGUUUGACACCCAAGCCAAAGCAGCAUGGUGAAGCACCUUCACGCCGUGAUUCUUGGUCGCGUGAACUCGAUGAAUACCAUGGCGUGGAUAAUGAGCGUGAUUCGCUGGACCACGCAGAGGCCGAAGAUGCGGUCGUGGAUGUUGACGUGCGUGGCUGGAUCUAUGCACCUGGUCGAGAACCGAUGAGCAAGAAGCACCGCCUGAUGAUCACGCUGGCUCGGCAGCUGAGCGGCGUUCAAGCUCCUGUCGCAAACAAUGCACAGAGCUCCUCAGCAAGCAAGGGCGAAGACGAGUACGUGAAUAAGGAGAUGAAGACUCUGGUUGACACUGCGGAGAAAGAUGCCGACCAGGCCUGGAAGAGCUCCAAUGUCGAUCGGUCCCGAAACACCAACCAACAAACGCCUUUGAGUAAGGAUGAAAUGACUAUGGCCAACGCACAGCUGAUGGAAAGACUUCGUCCGUUCUUGACGAAUCCUAUUGCUGGCUUGGGCGUCAUGGCCUUCUUCUUCAACGAGGAGCAGAGUGUGUCACGAACCCUUCAGACAGACGAGUCAGGGCAUUUCAUUCUACGUGCGCCACUGCCCUUCGUCCCAACUCACGUACGGGUGCUGGCCUCAGAGGACCUAUGUGCUGCAAAACCGAUCCAGCUUAUUGAACCGGUGGGCAUCAGCGUGAUCAGCGACAUUGAUGACACCGUCAAGCAUUCCGCCAUUUCUAGCGGCGCCAAAGAAAUGUUCCGCAACACGUUCGUUCGCGACCUGGGCGAACUGGCCGUCAACGGAGUUAGUGACUGGUAUCAAGAGCUGGCCAAGCGGAACGUGGACUUCCACUAUGUUUCCAACGCUCCAUGGCAACUAUAUCCCCUGCUGGAGAAAUACUUCAAACUCGUCGGACUGCCUCCUGGCUCCUUCCAUCUCAAGGCUUACUCUGGCAUGCUGCAAGGUAUCUUUGAACCUACCGCCGAGAGGAAGCGAGGCUCGCUCGAGCAGCUCUUGCGAGACUUUCCUGAACGCAAGUUCAUAUUGGUUGGUGACAGCGGCGAAGCUGACCUGGAGGUCUACACCGACAUUGUACUAGCCAACCCUGGCCGGAUCCUGGGGAUCUUUAUUCGGGAUGUCACGACUACAGAUAGAAAGCCUUUCUUCGACCAGUCGGUCGGACGUUUUGAAGAGGCUGGUCGCAGCCGCAGCACUCCGCAGCUGGUGGAUCACUCAGACUCCCAACCCAACAGGCCUGCUUUACCGCCUCGCCGGGCCCGAGAAACAUCAUCUACUGCAGAUGACACGAAGAGCGUAGACGACGUUCAAUUAAUCGAUUUACGAGAUGAAGAGGAACAGAAGCCUGCGGCUCCUGAGGUUCCCAUGUCUACGAAGCCGCGUGUACCUCCCACGAAGCCACCCAAGCCAUCUUCAUUACGCACAGCGGCAGCACCAGGAGACAGUCAAUUUUCAUCCGGCAAGGCGACACCGCCGCCCCCGCCAAUCCGCCGAAAGGCCGUUCCUGCUUUGCCCCCUCGACGAUCCUCCGCCCAGACGGAUUCCUUGAUCGACCUUGAGCCAUCUCCACCGAUAUCUCGAAGCGAUACCGAGCCACUCACGAACGAGAUGUAUCCGCGCGAGACCGCAGAUACACAGGCCGGGCAAGCGCGCUUGAAACAACCUCCUCCUGUGCCUCCGCCGCGACGCAACAACACGUCUUCACCAAUGACCAGCUCUGCAUCCAGCGCAACAACUACCUCUCGUCCUUCACCGCAGCCACCGGCAAAGCCAUCAUACCUACCAUCAUACCCAGUGUCUGCAGCUCAGGCUGCCCUGCAAUAUGCCACCGAGCGACUCAAUCUGUCUUCCUCACCUUCCACAGGACUGCGAAAGGCCGCAUCUAACCAGUCUUUGGGACGCAAGACCACUGAAUCCACUAUGGCACCUGUACCGCUUCCCAACAAGCGCGAGGAACUAUGGCGACGUCGCUGGGAGCGUGCAACCGAAACCCUUCAAAAGCAAAACGUUGUCCUGGGCAGUUGGCGCGUUGGAAGCGAUGCGCAGCCGGUGUGCGUGUGGUUGGUGGACGAAGCACUAAAGGAGAUGAAGGCGGGUGCUGGACGCCGGCCGUAG